AUGGGAACCGGGAAGAAGGAAGCCAGCCGGCGUGAGCGCCAAGGCAAGACCGGCGAUGGCCUUGGCAACGUGCGCGUCAAAGGCGAGAACUUCUACCGAAAUGCGAAGAAGGUCAAGGCUUUGAGCAUGUACAAGGAGGGCAAGGUGCAGAGAAAUGCAGACGGACAGAUCACCAAGGCCGCCUCAUACCAGUCGCGCGACAUCCCAAACGCCCGGAUCGAGCCAAACCGCAAGUGGUUUACAAAUACUCGGGUUGUCUCUCAGGACACGCUCAAGGCGUUCCGUGAGGCCAUGGCAGAGAAGGCCAAUGACCCGUACCAAGUGCUCCUGAAGUCCAACAAGCUACCCAUGAGCCUCAUCCGAGACGGUCAGGACACCAACGGCAUCAAACAGCACAGAGCCAAGAUGACUGUCGAGAGCUCUCCCUUCGCCGACACCUUCGGCCCCAGGGCACAGCGCAAGCGCGUUAAGCUUGGCGUGAGCUCCUUGGAGGAUCUCGCCGACGACACGGAGAAGAGUAUGGACUCGUACCAAGACCGCCUGGAACAAGCAAAGCUCCUGAGCGGUCAAGGUGACAACGAAGAGCAGGUCUCCAUGGCAAUCGAGCCCGUAUUCGACAAGGGUCAGAGUAAGAGGAUAUGGAAUGAGCUUUACAAGGUCAUUGACUCCUCGGACGUCGUCAUUCACGUGCUCGACGCCAGGGAUCCGGUUGGCACUCGUUGCAGAAGCGUUGAGAAAUAUCUCAAGGAAGAAGCCCCCCACAAGCACUUGAUCUUCGUCUUGAACAAGUGCGACUUGGUCCCUACAAGCGUUGCGGCCGGUUGGGUGCGCAGUCUUUCCAAGGAGUACCCUACUCUCGCGUUCCAUGCAAGCAUCACCAAUUCCUUCGGCAAGGGUUCAUUGAUCCAGCUGCUGCGGCAGUUUUCGAGCCUCCAUUCGGACAGGAAACAGAUAUCGGUGGGCCUCAUUGGCGGUCCCAACACGGGAAAAUCGUCCAUCAUCAAUACGUUGCUUAAGAAGAAGGUCUGCAACGUCGCCCCUAUACCAGGGGAGACAAAAGUGUGGCAGUACGUCAGCCUCAUGAAGCGUAUUUACCUCAUAGACUGCCCGGGUGUGGUCCCGCCCUCGAGUACGGAUACGCCGACCGAUCUUAUUCUCCGUGGCGUCGUCCGCGUCGAAAAGGUGGAGCAUCCGGAGCAGUACAUCAGCGCCGUGCUGGGCCGGGUGAAGCAUCAUCACAUGGAGAAAACCUAUGAGUUGAAGGGCUGGGGAAAUGCCACUGAACUGUUGGAGCUGCUCGCCAGGAAGAGUGGCCGCCUUCUGCGGGGUGGCGAGCCGGACCUAGAUGGCGUGGCGAAGAUGGUACUGAAUGACUUCAUGCGGGGCAAGAUACCAUGGUUCACGCCGGCACCCAAGGACGAGGACGAUGAAGACGCUUUGGAAGGGCGCAACGGGAAACUUGGGGAGAUGCCGAGAAAACGACCGGCGGAUACUUCUGGCGAUUCUGGCGUCCUAUCGUUGACCGAUGACGAAGGCAGCACUGGUGAAGGACCUUUCGAGGGUUUCGGCAGCGAUGUCGACGCUGCGGGGGUGGAUGGGGCGACAUCUAGCGAGGACGCGGCGGAGACGUUGGGCAGUGACAAGGAUGCCGUCACCGAGUCGACCGAUACAGGGCGGCAGCAUGGUGGUUCGCGGCCGACUAAGAGGCCUCGCCGGCGAGCCGCGACCUGA
This is a messenger RNA of Purpureocillium lilacinum, 1731 nucleotides long. RefSeq names its product GTPase required for pre-60S ribosomal subunit nuclear export and maturation. Lineage: Eukaryota; Fungi; Ascomycota; Sordariomycetes; Hypocreales; Ophiocordycipitaceae. Gene Ontology annotation, cellular component: nucleolus. The record is from RefSeq and is a predicted model, not a curated record. Gene Ontology annotation, molecular function: GTP binding.